CUGAAAUUAAGGUUCUCAUUUCAGCGUGAGGUGAUCUCAAUCCAUGUGGGCCAGGCUGGAGUACAAAUCGGUAACGCUUGUUGGGAACUGUACUGUCUUGAACAUGCUAUUCAACCUGAUGGAACGAUGAUCGAUUACAAUGAUGGCGAACAAGAUGCCUAUAAUACGUUUUUUGCUGAAACGAGACAAGGCAAACACGUGCCACGAUGUCUUUUUGUCGAUCUCGAACCUACAGUAAUCGAUGAGGUUCGUACGGGCACCUAUCGAACACUCUUUCAUCCUGAACAAUUACUGUCUGGAAAAGAAGAUGCAGCAAAUUGUUAUGCAAGGGGCAGGUAUACGAUUGGUCGAGAGAUGAUCGAUGUGGUAAUGGAUCGGGUGCGUCGCCUUGCGGAAGCCUGCAAAGGACUACAAGGAUUCCUCGUGUUCCAUUCAUUUGGAGGUGGAACGGGAUCCGGUUUCUUGUCACUCCUCAUGGAACGCCUUUCGACAGAAUACGGCAAGAAACCAAAACUGGAGUUCGCCAUCUACCCUGCCCCUCAGAUUUCAACAUCAAUGGUUGAACCGUAUAACUCGAUACUAAUGACACACACUACGUUAGAACAUUCGGAUUGCUCGGUUUUUAAAAUUAUUCAAAUCCACAAUCGUGAAAUAAAUUCGAUUUCAGUUGAACUGAGAAAUAAACCCACAUACACUAAUCUGAAUCGCUUGAUCGCACAAAUUGUUUCAUCUAUUACGGCAUCGCUACGAUUCGAUGGAGCCUUGAAUGUCGACCUGACUGAAUUCCAGACCAACCUCGUACCGUAUCCCCGAAUUCAUUUCCCACUGGUUACCUAUGCUCCACUAGUCGCCGCCGAUAACGCUCAUCAUGAACAGAAUACUGUAGCCGAUAUUACGAACGCAUGUUUCGAGCCUGGAAGCCAAAUGGUAAAAUGCGAUCCGAGACGAGGCAAAUACAUGGCGGUCUGCUUACUCUACAGAGGCGAUGUUGUGCCAAAAGAUAUUAAUUCAGCAAUUUCGGCCGUGAAAGCGAAGAGGACAGUCCAAUUUGUAGAAUGGAGUCCUACCGGUUUCAAAGUAGGAAUCAAUUAUCAGCCAUCAACUGUCGUGCCUGGCGGUGAUUUGGGUAAACAGAAUCGAUCGGUAUGCAUGAUCAGUAACACUUCCGCAAUAGCAGAAGCUUGGGCCCGUCUCGAUCACAAAUUCGAUCUCAUGUAUUCUAAACGAGCAUUCGUUCAUUGGUAUGUCGGAGAAGGUAUGGAAGAAGGAGAAUUCUCGGAAGCCAGGGAAGAUAUGGCAGCGUUGGAGAAGGACUACGAAGAAAUUGGAGCCGAUGAGUAUACGGACGAUGAAGACGAUAAUCGAACUUAUACUCCUUCAGAAAGAUAUGCUUCAUCUCGAGCAAAUGGAGCUUCUCGAGCAAGCCGAGCAAGCCGAAUGACCAGUGCCUAUUAG
Messenger RNA from Haemonchus placei, 1455 nucleotides. NCBI's taxonomy places the organism in Eukaryota, Metazoa, Nematoda, Chromadorea, Rhabditida, Trichostrongylidae. The record is from the annotation of a GenBank genome assembly.